CACGGCUUCAGCUGCUGCCUCUACAGGAACGUCUGAUAUGUCUUCCAUGUCGGGAAUGGGUUCCAUGUCCAUGGUUUUUACCACCGUUCACAACACCCCUCUCUACUCAAAGGCAUGGACUCCCACCUCCACAGGCGCAUACGCUGGCACCUGUAUCUUCCUCAUCGUUCUGGCCAUUCUCUCCCGCUUACUGCAAGCCUGGAGACAUACCCUCGAACAGAAGUUCCACGACAAGGCCAUGAAGCGUCGCUACAUUGUUGUCAAAGGAGAGCAGGAGGGUGAAAAAUUCCCCGAAGAGUCAGAAGUCGCCAAGGAGAAGUCAGAACAGCAAGCCAUCUUGACAUCUCGCGGCCUCAACGAGGAAGUCCGCGUCAUUACAGCAAAGUCAAGAAGCAUCGAAUCCGCUCCUUGGAGAAUCAGUACCGACCUCCCGAGAGCUUGCGUCUACACUUUACAGGCUGGACUUGUCAUGACCUUGAACGUCGGAUACUUCCUCUCCGUCCUUGCAGGCCUGUUCGUUGGUGAACUGGCCAUUGGCAGAUACGCUUCGCCUGUGGAGGAUCAUCAC
Molecule: messenger RNA, 568 nt
Organism: Aureobasidium vineae
Lineage: Eukaryota; Fungi; Ascomycota; Dothideomycetes; Dothideales; Saccotheciaceae
Source: the annotation of a GenBank genome assembly